Aspergillus heteromorphus CBS 117.55 is the source of this 2052-nucleotide messenger RNA. Its product is annotated as Zn(II)2Cys6 transcription factor. The record is from RefSeq and is a predicted model, not a curated record. Lineage: Eukaryota; Fungi; Ascomycota; Eurotiomycetes; Eurotiales; Aspergillaceae. Gene Ontology annotation, biological process: DNA-templated transcription; regulation of DNA-templated transcription. Gene Ontology annotation, molecular function: zinc ion binding; DNA binding; DNA-binding transcription factor activity, RNA polymerase II-specific. The transcript is spliced from 4 exons. Bases 1 to 2052 code for a protein of 683 amino acids.
AUGAGCGCCAUCCGUCGACGUCUGGCAUGUGUCGAAUGCACGCGGAGGAAGAUCCGCUGCGACAAGGUUGUACCGUGUCGCAAUUGCACCCGACGAAACAUCACCUGCUCCCGCGCGAGAGGCAACGACGAUGAAGUCGAGCGACUCCAAGCCCGCGUCCAGGAGCUGGAAUCCGCCCUCAGAGACGCCACUGAUACGCCCUCCCAAACCCUAUCCGGGUCUGAGCUCACCCGCCAUGAUAGCACAACGCCCGCCCCCGAGGGAGUGGAGUCCCCCGAGCGCGAAAUGGCGGACGCCGCCACCAUCCUGGAGUUCCUCGCCUGGGGCCGACGGAAGAACCCGGCCUACCACGACAUGCUGGCCCGCGAGAACGGUGUCGAGCAUCAAUCCCCCGGCGACGUGACCAGUAGAGACGAAAUAAACCCCGAGCUCGGCGCCGCCCUGGGCUAUCUUCAGCUCCUCCUGCCGCACCGCGACCUCCUCCAGCAGCUCGUCACCUACCACUGCGAAUGCGUCCUCUGGUACCACGGCUCCUUCCACUCUCUCCGUCUGCAAGACGACAUCGACGCUUUCUACCGCAUCGCCAACGGCCGAAUAUCCCACCCCCGCGUCGACUUACAAUGGGUUGCCCUGCUCUUCUCCGUCCUCACCGGCGCCCUCGCCUGCGCUCCCCGCAACACCGCCCAAGCCUGGGGCGUCUCCAGCUGGGAGCAAACGCCCCUGGCCCAGCGCUGGUUCAAAGCCGUGUCUACCUGCCUCCACCACGCAGACUUCACCGCCAUCCACUCCUCCUACGCCGUGCAAGCCAUCGCGACCCUGACCAUGUCCGCCCACCUCCUCGGCUUCUCCAACAGUCUCUCCGUGCUCCUCGCAGCCGCAACUCGCAUCGCGCAAGGGCUGGGGGUACACCGUCUAGGCCCGGAACGCGAAGACACAGCUACUCCAUCGUUAAUCGACCGCGAAAUCGGUCGAAGAGCAUGGUGCCAACUCUGCAUCCAGGACUGGUUCUCCAUCCCCUUCUCAGAAAGCUAUCUCAUCCCGCGCGGAUGCGUCAACACCGCCCGUCCACGAAACUGCCACGACGAGGACAUGCGGAAGCUCUCCGAUGAUGAACCGACCCUGACAAACUACUCCCGCUUCUUCUACCAAGUCGCAGCCCUCAUGCCCUCCCUCCAAGAUAACAUGACCGCCUCCAACACGCUUUAUACCCGCUACGAGAAAGUCCUCGAACACGACCGUAAGCUCCGCGCUCUCGCCACGCAGAGCCUCCCCUUAUACCUCAGAAACAUCCCCGUAGAGGACCACCCCGAGUGGCCCCGCUACGUCCCCUGGGCCCGUCGCAGCUUAGCCAUCAGCUCCUCCCACAAGAUCAUCAUGAUCCAUCGCAAGUUCCUCGAAUUGAGCUUCACCAACCCGGUCUUCGCCCGCACACGCAGGACGUGUGUCGCUGCCGCCAGAACUAUCAUCAAGGAGCAGAAAGAGGCUAUUCAUGAUAGCGGACCCGUCUUGUGGAUUCAUCAUGCUUUUAGUGUCGCUGCUAGUAUAAUCCUCUGUCUAGACCUCUUUCACCGCCCCCCCUCAGACCCAGAAACAACCUACCACCGCCAACUCAUCCACGACGGCCUAGAGAUCCUCUCGCACAGCGAAUCAAACAUGAUCGCCCGUCGCGGCGUGCACCUCCUCGAGGCUUUACUCGCUCGAGAACGCGACAGAAACGAGGUCACUCAUUUACCUUCUCCGCAGCAUGAGCGGGACGGGACCGGUUACGCGCACGCUCACGGCGACAGCGAUCUCGAUCUGGAUCUGGUGGGUGUGAUUCGGUCGUUUUGUGAGGAGGGGAGGUGGUCAAGGACCCGCAGUCGGACGCUUUCCCGGGAUGGGAGUCAGGGAUGGCCGCCUGUUGAGCGGGUUGGGGGGUCCAGGAAGGGACAGGCGGAGUCGUCGACGGGGGCGACGUCGCCGUCGUUGGAGGGGUUGGCCAUGUCCUACGGGUUGGAGUGUGCGGAGAGCUUGGAGGAUAUCCUGGUGUUGGCGACGAAUUACGCUAAUUAA